This is a messenger RNA of Camelina sativa (false flax), 1032 nucleotides long. Lineage: Eukaryota; Viridiplantae; Streptophyta; Magnoliopsida; Brassicales; Brassicaceae. The record is from RefSeq and is a predicted model, not a curated record.
AUGUCUCUCUCUGAAUACUUUACUCAAUUGAAGAUACUGUGGGAUCAGCUAGACAAUACAAAGGAGUUGGAUGAGCCUUGUAUUUGUGGUAAGGCGGCUAGAUGGCAGAAAAAAGUAGAGAGAUCAAUGACAGUUAAAUUCUUGGCAGGUUUGAAUGAAUCUUAUGCAAUUGUGAGAAGGCAGAUCAUUGCUAAGAAAGUGCUUCCUUCUCUUGUGGAAGUUUACAACAUUCUUGACCAAGAUGAUAGUCAGAAAAAUUUCUCUCCCACAGUUGCUCAGCCGGCUAAAGGACGUCCUAUCUGUUUGUUUUGCAACAAAGGAUGUCACAUUGUAGAGAGGUGUUACAAGAAACAUGGCUUCCCACCUGGAUACAGAGGCAAGAUUUCUGAUAAGUCACAGAAGCCGCCUAUUGUUGCUGCUCAUGUUUCCAUGGCACCACAACCUACCUCAUCAAAUGACAAUCUAGAGAGUUUGAUUGGACCAUCACACUCUGCGGUUGAUUACACUAUUAUCUCAUUCUCUCCUUCUACCUUUUACUUUGUUGGCAUCCUAGCGGUUUCUCAACAUAGCCUUUCAAGUGGAACAUGGGAUCUUACUAGGGGAUCGACCAUUGGACAAGGUAGAAGGAUUGGAAACCUCUAUGUGCUAGACACAACACCUCCACCUCCAUCAGUCUCAGUCUCAGUGAAUGCAGUGGUGGACAUUAACAUGUGGCACAAGACGCUUGGAAACCCUUUUAUUCACGAGUGGAUUGACUUAAGGGCACCUUUUUCAGUGGAAACUGUUGAUGGAUAUAAGAAUUUUUUGAAAUUAGUGGAUGAUCAUUCACGAGCUACAUGGGUUUAUCUUCUCAAAACUGAGUCAGAACUUGGCUUCAUUAAAGUUCAUGGUGAUCACACUUUAUUUGUCAAAUAUGGUGAGAGUGAGUUUGUGGCAGUCCUUGUCUAUGUUGAUGACAUUGUGAUUGCGAGUACAAUAGAAGCAUCAGCAACUCAAUUGACAAAUGUUCCCAAGAUCUAUUUCAAAAUGUGA